AUGUCAGAAGGCCAAGGUGAGCCAAAUCAAGUAAAAAAGGAAAAUGUGGUGGCAGCUAAUGUACCCAGUGAUAGUCCAGUUACUGAUCCUGGACAUGUUAGAGGCGCUCCCACUGAGGGUACUGCUGGCAAGUUUGAAGGGCAGCGUGCAAAGUCCAGUGCUCUGAAGAAAUCUGCACGGUAUAGAAGCAGAUCACUAUCUGCUUCAUCUGCAGAUUCAUAUAGUUCCACUUCCUAUACAGAGAACAUUUAUGUGAUACUGAAAGCGAUCGAUUUCAAGAGUAAAGCUGUUGGUUGGUAUAUUAGUCAGGAGAGCAUUGAUCCUUCAAGAAUCACUAUCUACAGUAGGAGGAGAGAAAGAAGACGCAAGAGUCAUGUGCACCCCCCUUCUAACCGUAUACAUAAGGUUGGCGAGCGUACGAUGACGUGCUAUCGGGACCAGGGGGACGCCUUUGGGAUCCCAGUCGCACCCCUCGCAGUGAGGUUAUAA
Molecule: messenger RNA, 489 nt
Organism: Diatraea saccharalis (sugarcane borer)
Lineage: Eukaryota; Metazoa; Arthropoda; Insecta; Lepidoptera; Crambidae
Source: the annotation of a GenBank genome assembly